Molecule: messenger RNA, 897 nt
Organism: Fomitopsis serialis
Lineage: Eukaryota; Fungi; Basidiomycota; Agaricomycetes; Polyporales; Fomitopsidaceae
Exons: 4
Coding region: 1-897 (298 amino acids)
Source: RefSeq, a predicted model, not a curated record
AUGACUAUCCACUUGGAUCCCCGUGGCGACAUCGCUGUAGCAGAGAUUGUCAUGUACCUACCCGUGCUCUUCGUCUCGGGCUCUCUCGUAGCCAAGCACGGUAUUACCAGGAGGGCAGGAUGGAUCUUCCUACUUAUCCUGUCAAUUGUCCGUAUCGUCGGCGGUGCCACGCAAGUCGCCGCGGAGCAGAAUCCGUCGAACAUAACAUUGGACAUCGUGUCCUACACGCUGACGUCUGCCGGCGUGUCACCUCUCUUACUCGCAACGAUCGGGUUCCUCGCAACAGUGUGUCAGCGCACCCUCAGCGAUGACCCGCUCAUCUCACGGGGCCUCAGGAUCAUGUCGCUCAUCUGCACGAUUGCCUUGAUUCUUGCCAUCGUUGGCGGCGUCGACAUAGGCAACGCGAAGACGGCAGCUGACUUGAACAAGGGGGCAGACCUCCGGCACGCCGGCGCCAUCCUCUUCGCGGUGCUCUUCGGGUCGAUCUUCCUAUUGCACAUGCGCUGCUGGAGCGAGAUGAGUAAUAUCAUGAAAGCUAGGAGGACGUUGCUCAAGAGCAUCAGCCUUGCUCUCCCCUUCCUUCUUGUCCGCGUGGUCUACACCGUACUCUCCGCGUUCGCCCCCUCCACACAAUCCAUUUCUGCCUCUGGCGUGGUCAGCAGCACAACGUCUGACUCAACUCUGGCCAAGUUCAGCGCGACCACCGGCAGCUGGGUCAUCUACUUGGUCAUGAGCGUCCUCAUGGAGUAUGCGGCGGUCAUGGUGUACUUGGUUGCGGGGACGCGGAUUCGGUUGCAGGACGAUACGGACUAUGUUAAGAGCGCGACGGUUGACUACGACGAGGAGCGGUACAGAAUGACGGCGGAGCGGAGACCUGUGGCGGGCUGGCCGCGUUGA